Scylla paramamosain (green mud crab) is the source of this 1475-nucleotide messenger RNA. RefSeq lists its product as uncharacterized. The transcript is spliced from 7 exons. Lineage: Eukaryota; Metazoa; Arthropoda; Malacostraca; Decapoda; Portunidae. Bases 741 to 1457 code for a protein of 238 amino acids. The record is from RefSeq and is a predicted model, not a curated record.
ACUAGUGGAUAGUGAACAGGACGGCGGUCGGCGGUCGGCGGAACGCUGGUCCCACUCUCACUACAAGUAUCUCUGCGGCUUAAAUUGGAACACACCUUGGACCAUCUCCAUGUAAAGGCCCGCGCCACCUUUACAAGCUGACAAUCUCAAACAACAACAGCCUGGAAUACGCAAGAACAAAGAGAAACGAUACUCGUAGAUAGAUUAUGAUGUGAACUACCAAGACACAUUUUAUGAUCAGGAUAAACCUGUGACUAAAGUUUCAUCAGGGCAAUGAUAAAAGAAGCAAUACAGUUGGGAAUGAAUAGGGCAAUGAUCAUACGCUUGGGCGUGAUGGGCGGUGUGAGCUGUGGGCGGCGGGGAUUGACCACAGGACAAACGACCCUCUCUCGCUCCGCUGUUUACAGAAUGUUAGUAAAGGAGAGUAAUAAAAGGAAAAAAAAACACAUGAAUUUUGGCAUGCCAAGAAUGGGUGAGACAGCAACAGUGGUGACAGAAAGGUGGAACAAAAUGCCAAAAGUGCCCAAGUAUUCAUCUCGUCUUCGGAAUCUUAACAAGGUGUUCCUUGACAAGAUUACUGACAUCCUCUCGACUGGGGAAUUGGCCAGCCAGCUCUAUGGUCGUGGCUUAGAAUUGUCUGAGGUCUGCAUUCACCUCCAACCUGCAUGGCAUCAAUGUGUACUGGGUGACCACUGGGAACCCUGAGAAGGACCAGCAAACACAAGAAUUCCUGAAUUGCCAUGCUAAGGCAGUUUCGGCAUGAACUAAGCAACCUUCGUAUCAUUGGGCAUUCCCCACCUAUAACCUACCUCAGAGAUGACCGUCACCACAAGCUGCAGGAGGUGGAGAGGCUGCUGGCCAUUGCUGACUUUGGUGAGGACUUUGAACCAACAAGUCCUGCCCACCACCGGAAGGGUGACUUCCCUUCCCUUGCUUUGCUGCUGGACACCAGGAUCAAGGAUGCCAUCAAAGACUUGGAAGGAGAGGAUGGCCAGAAGGAAGAUCCACCAGAUCCCUUUGAGGAGGCCCUUAGAAUUGCUACCUCCCAGCCACCACAAGGAGUGGAUAUUAAUGAUGCCACUUUUGUACUCCCAUCUGAUCUGCCAACCAUGAGAGGAGAUGUACUGGGAGUAAACGCAAUUAAAUUAUACAACAUGAUUCAUCAGAGCAUGAAGAGAGCAAGAGCAGAACAUAGGAGAGAGGCUGAGAUAGGUUCUCAGGGCAACCUCUUAGACCAUCACCCACAAGAAUCUAUGAGUCUUGUCAGUAACAGUGGGAAGCAGGCAAUUCAAAAAUGGGCCAGCCAGUACAGGCAAAUGCAGAAGGAGACACGCAAGAAAAAUAAAGAAGCUGCCUUACUCAGCUAUCCUGGAGAUCUCUCCUAUCAGGACUUGCCAGAGCAGGAUAUGGAGGUAGAGUGGGUAGAGGAGGAAGAUUAUACUGAUCAGUUUGAAUAAAAGUUGGUAUGAAAAAUU